AUGAGACUACUUCAGACCUCCGUAGUAGGACUCAUAGGCCUCGUGGCCUUUACGAGUGCCUCGCCUCAAGUUGCGAAGAGAGACUCCCAGUUCAAUAUCGGACAGCCCAUCGACGCCAACGGCAAAGGGGCCCCGAUCCUGGGUGGUACCAAUAACGCAAUCGACAGAGAGAACCCAGAUAACCUCGGCCGGCAAUCCACUGACAGCGGCGUGGUGCCCAACUUGAAAUGGAGAUUCUCUGAUUCCAAAACCCGCAUCUUCAACGGAGGCUGGGUCCGCGAGCAGGUCAUUCAGGACUUGCCUCAAAGCCACGAUAUUGCAGCGGCCCAGCAGCACAUCAAGCGUGGCGCGGUGAGAGAGCUGCAUUGGCAUCGGGUCGCGGAGUGGGGGUUUGUCUACUCUGGCUCGAUUAUCAUUGGAGCCGUCGGCGAAGACGGAAAAAGCCAAGUUGAGCAACUCAACUACGGCGACAUAUGGUAUUUCCCCAAAGGUGCCGCUCACUAUGUGCAAGGAGUUGCUGAAGAAUCCGAGUUUCUCCUGGCCUUCGACGAAGCCGACUUCGACAAGAUUGGAACCACAUUCAACAUUGUCGACUGGCUGGCCCACACUCCGAGAGACAUCUUGGCCAGGAACUUUGGCGUCGACCGUUCCGUUUUUGACAAGCUGCCCGCCUCGAACCCGUACAUCCUGAACGGAACCGUGGCAACCACGAACGUGACAGUUCCUCCGGGGCAGUACCUAUCCGGCAAUAGUUCAUUUGUGUACCGCACCUUUGAGCACCCGCCCGAGAAGGUUCCCGGCAAUGGCGGCGAGUUCAGGAAGAUUGACUCUACCAACUUUCCCAUCGCUAAGACUAUUGCUGCUACCUUUGUCACCCUGAAGCCUGGCGGGUUGAGGGAGCUCCAUUGGCAUCCCAACGCGGAAGAGUGGCUUUACUUCCACAAGGGCAAGGGGAAGGCGACUGUAUUCAUUGGAAGUGCCGCGUCGAGAACCUUUGACUUGGAGGCGGGAGAUACGGCGGCUUUCCCUGACAACAGCGGACACUACAUCGAGAACACCUCUGACACGGAAGACUUGGUAUGGAUCGAGCUGUACAAGUCUGACCGCGUCGUGGACAUUUCUCUGACACAGUGGCUCGCUCUCACGCCGCCUGAAGUAGUCGCGCAGACGUUGAAGGUUCCGAUUGAGUUUGUCAAGGAGUUGAAGCAGGAGAAACAAAUUCUGAUUUGA
Colletotrichum godetiae is the source of this 1230-nucleotide messenger RNA. RefSeq names its product oxalate decarboxylase. Lineage: Eukaryota; Fungi; Ascomycota; Sordariomycetes; Glomerellales; Glomerellaceae. Bases 1 to 1230 code for a protein of 409 amino acids. The record is from RefSeq and is a predicted model, not a curated record. The transcript is spliced from 5 exons. Gene Ontology annotation, biological process: oxalate metabolic process.